GACUGAACUGAAUCCGCUUUAACGUCGACGUGCUGCGAAAUUUCAUCCUUUACACGGUCAGAAAAUUCUACCUUUUUGAUUUUUCUGAUAUUUUCGCUGAAAUGUUUUACUACCCUCAAGUUUUACAGCGACACACUGGAUGUUUUUCGACCAUAUGGUGAGUAUUACACUCCUUAUUUCGACGUUUAGCUUCAAAGUUCAGAGUUUGAAGCGGAUUGAAGUUUGUAUUCAGUAUUUCAUACGAGUGAGGAUUUCUAAAAGCUUGAAUAAGUGUAAACAUAAGCACAGAUCCUAAAGAUUUCCUGAGGUUUAAGUAUUAAUCUGUGUAAUUCACUUCGAUAUGUAAUGUAAAAAAGGAGUCAGCAACAUUUAAACACCAUUUUACCGAAAGACUACUAUAAAAAAGUUAAUGAUGUGAAUGAUUUAUGACUCUCCAUUAUUUUGACUCUUCAGGUUUUACUCUUUUGGUGUGUGUCUGAGAUUAGUUCCCCUUUAUUAAUACCAAGAAAGUUUUUAAUAUGGCCCUCAUAUAGAUUUAACUUUAAUUUCAUGCUCCAUGAUUUUAAAUCAAUCUCUGGGGUCAGGACAUGUAAGCACAGCUUAAUAAUAUAGUAAUGAAGUCAUAAUGUCCCUGAGUGAAGUGUUUGAUGGAUGUUUCACAUGAAUUUCGAGGGUUUAAAUCCUUUUUAAAGAUAAUUUCUUUCAGACUUUUCCUGCAUUAGAAUUCUAUUAAAGAAAAAGGUAGUAAUGGAUGUCCACAAUAGCAAGUUUUAGCUUCGCGUUUUUGACAGUGAAUAACCGUACAAAGGUUAGCUAUUUUUUAUUUGAAGUCAGGCAUACUUCUUAAAGUGUUCAUGUAUAUAAAAAAAGUCAGAGUGCAGGUGCAUGAGGAAGAAAGAAAACAACCAUAUGAAGAUGUAACACCGUCACCCCCACCCCGCCCCCAAAUUAAGAGUGAGCCUUUGAAGUUUAUUUUACAAAAAAACAACAGCUUUGAAGAAGAGAUCAAGGUCAAACAAAAAGAGGCGGGAAAAUGCAAAAGUUUUUUUUUUCCUCAUUUGUCUCUGAAAUCUACUGAGAGUAGUUUCUUUUUUUCGUUUAUUCAAUUCUGUUGAGGUUUUAACUUGAAAAGAGUUUUGUUGCCAGACAGAAAAAAGCUUACAGGAUGAAAAAUAUAAAACACAUAUACACAUGUAUUCCUUUAAUUCAGAAUUAAGGUUUAAAGAAAAACUAUAGUCAAGAAAAACCUACCGUGAGGACUAAACUCUAAAAUUUCUGUAUGGGAAUCACAGGAUUCUAAUUAAAGGGAUAUUCCGGUGUGAAAUUAAUAUAGGGUCAAACACACCGUAACGCCAAGUUAGACACCCCCUCAAGAGAUGAAUGUUGCCGACUGCUUGCUUCUCUAGUUAUACCAACUUUAGUAACGACAGCACGAUAUCAAUAUACAGCGGUCUGAGGAUGCAACCAAAACGUCACUCUAUAGUCACAAAUAAUGCUCAGAACAGCACCUAACGUCAUCAAUAGUACAUAUGGGGUCCCAGCCAUAGUACAGCCAUAUGUCUCCUUUGUUACUGCCUGCUGCACUGGUGGGGGAUUGGAUUGGUAAAUGACCUAGUAUCUGUGUCUCUUUUUCUCUUUAUGGCCAUAUAAUAAAACACCCCCAUUACUCUCUGUACACGAUCCAGGCUCGCUGCUACCAGAGGCAUCAGAGUGACUCGCCGUGACUUUCUGAAGGUCAACGUCAUCAGAACCUGGUAGGAAGUUAUAUUUGGUAACUGUCACAUACAAUCGUCUGAGCUCUGAUCUGUCCACUUAUCAUAAAACUAAUGUCCUGUGCAGUGACGACAUCAUGAACUACAUCCUGGAGCGGAUGCCACCACCGCUGCCUGAUCUGCCCCGCCCUCGCUUCUCCCUCUACCUCUCCUCCCAGCUCCAGUAUGGUGUCAUCCUCGUUUACCACCGACAGUGUGCGAUUCUCCUGGGUGAGAAAUGAUUGCUGUUAUAUCACCAAGAGAAACAGGCUCUGGUUCUUGACAUUGCUCCUGUGUUCUUUUAGAGGAACUUCAGUCCAUCGUGGGCCAGCUGGCAAAACAGAAGACACAGAAAAUUGAUAUGGAUGACCUCAUCAGGUGAGAACAGGUGCUCAACAUUUCUUAAAUUGUCCUCCUCUUAUAAACACUUUAUGACUCUUGUUUCCUGUCGAUGGACUUCCUGUUGUUGCUCAGACAAGCUCUGAACCUCCCUGAUGCCCUGUCGUUCCUGGAGGAGGCAGAAAGAGCUCCAGACCCUUUAUUUGGAGUGAUGCACAUGCUAGAUGCAAUGCCCAGUCCCAACACACUGAUACAGGUACCUGAAUAUAAAGAAAGACAGGAUUUGUAACAGUUUGCAGACUUUGAAAAUGAAACUAGAGCUUGGUCAAAUCUGAAUAAUAAUGAUGAUACAAAAAGUGUCUAUUUUGUGUCUCUCAGAUGAGUCAGGGAUUUCAGGGAGAAGCCUCUCCUGAGCCGUCUGAACAGACCAGAUCUCCUGCUGCUGCAGAUUUUGAAGGUGGGGAGAUGACUGAUGAAAUAAUGAUCUCUUCAGGGCUUUGUAGUUAUUGCAGCAACAGAAAAUAAAAAGGAAAAUAAAAGACAAAAGAUAGCUCAAUUGAGUUGAUUGCAACAGAAAUUAAAACAUUAAAUGCCUAAAAAAAUGACUUAAAAACACCAAAUUCUAGAUUGCCCGAAAUAUAUCAAUCAAUAAAAACAAAAAGAAAUGUUGGCUUGAGAUUGAACAGCACAAUGGUAUGACCCUAUCCCCAGAUUUACAUCUCCUUGAUUGAAGAGCUUGUCCUUAUGCAGAUUAAAUCUAAUGUGCCAUCAUGAGGCACUCAUCUGAUUCAGGAGAGCCCACCAAACAUCAAAAUGAUUAGACUCAUGGAGCGAAAUUAGAGCAGCUAUUUCUGUCAGAUUCAUGAGAAAAAACAUUUUUUUUGUUUUUGUUUUUGUUUUGUGAACAACAGCAGUCUGAUAAAGGUAACAGGUACAUUGCAAUCCAAUAAAAAAAUAAAUUAAAUGAAAAAAGGGCGACAUAGGGGUGUAGUGGUUAGCACUGUCGCCUCACAGCAAGAAGGUCCAGGGUUUGAAUCUGGGUCAGGGCGUUUCUUUGUGGAGUUUGCAUGUCCUCCCUGUGUCUGCGUGGGUUUACUCCGGUUUCCUCCCACAUCCCAAAAACAUGCAAGAGUGGGGUUAGGUUAAUUGGCCACUUUCAAAUUGCCUGUAGGUGUGAAUGUGAGAGUGGAUGGUUGUUCGUCUCUAUAUGUCAGCCCUGUGAUGAACUGGCGACUUGUCCAGGGUGUCCCCUGCCUUCGCCCGAAGAUGCUGGGAUAGGAAUAAUAUCAUCUGUUGAUUUAUGCUCUCUUUGUUUACAUUUCAAAAAUCUAAGUGCUUCAUGAGGAAUGCUCAUCUAAUAUGAAAGAAUACACAAGGCCUGCCCUCAUUAUUGAGUUUCCAGCUUCACUGAAAUGCCAUCACUAUAGAGUGACGUCUAAAACGCGAGCAGUUAUGUACAGUAUGGCUGUUUCAGAGAUAUGCAGUGAAAUACCAGCGGGUCAUGGGGGGCAGAGAUGCACACAGUAAUACAGAGCAGCAGGGAGGUUCUGCAGGUCAGCACGGAGCAGUAUAUCUUCAACAGCAUCCUCCUAAUGAGCUGAGGCUGAUGUUGCAGGGCAGGGGCAUCUCCAGAGAUUUUGGACUUGGCGAGAAAAAAAAAAAUAUCACAGAGCCUCACCAAACCUGAAAGACCACUCUGUUCAGACACGGAGACAACUGAUGUUUUUUUAAAUUAUCUUUUCCAUCAAAACAUUUUACUUAAAAAUUAUAUGAGCGUCAAUUGAGGACUUCAGGUUAAUUCAACUAAAAUAUAAAUUGGUUUUUAAAUCAAAGUAAAGUAAGUUUAAAUAUUCAUACUUUUGCAACCAGUGCAGGCUGCACUGAUUUGUUGUCGGCCAAAACAAGAAGGAAAUAGAUCAUGUGUUUCUGUUUUUGAGUAACUUUGGUUAUGUUGAGUUGGAUUAAAUGUUUCCUCUCCUGCUGUAGGUUUUUUAUUUUAACAGCAUCAUUAUUUUUUUAGGCAUUACUGCAUCUCCAGAAAGCAUCACUCUGAGAGAGACAGAGCCGGUGGCUAUUCCCGUCACAGAGGUCAGCCGUCAGAAGAAGCUCAUACACAUUUUAUAUAUUAUGUGUGCAUUAGUGUGGAAGGUUUCACCUCUCCCCGCUUUCAUCCAUCAGUCCAUUCUCUCUGUCUUCUUUCAUCUAGUUUGAGGGUGUGGACCUCGUGGAUCAGCAUCCAGAUACUAUUGAUCAUCUCAUGGCUCAACCAGACCAUUUUCUGGAAGGUGGGUGUCAAAAACAGGAACUAUUUUUUUAUCUGAAGAAUUCACAGUAAGGUUUUUGGAGACAGACAAAAAAGGGAGAAUGAGCUCAUUUGUAUUUCAACAUGAGAUAUGGAGAUGCCGAGGGAGGCAGCGACCCCUGAAGAGCGAGAGAGGGAGAUGGAAAGAGCUGAAGGAGCGGCAGACCUGGAGAGAGAGGGAGUGAGAGAUCCCACAGCAUCCACUGUUGAGUAAGUUACUCAGAUUCACAUGAAAUAAUCAAACAAAUUCCCUCAUGCACUGACGGUGUCUCUAUCAUUGCCAGAUUACAGCCCACAACUACUCUCUCUGAUGAGGAAGCCAUGCUGUUGCCUCAGGAGGAGUCUGCAGAGAGACGUAGACCCCCCACAGACCAGACCACCCCGGUCUCUGUGCCCCCUCCUCCUUCUCCACCUCCUGCAGUGAGACCGGCUCUUGAGGUACAAGCUUGAAUGGUUUUUGAUUAUAGACGUGGUGCGGUACCACUUUAAGAGGUGUAAUGACCGAUUAAACAUUUAUAAACGUUUGAAUGAUCCUUUAGUUUUGAUGAAUGAAGAGACAUUUACAGAAGAUUUAUAAACAGCACUUCUAAACCCAUAAUUAAGUGUUCCUCUUUAUGAAGUGGUACCCAGAAUGCAGUUGGAUGAAGCAGUGGUAACUUGUUUUUGUGUAACUCACUCAUAGGAAGUUCCUCCUGCUGAAGAGAGGCAGAGGAGGAGGGGGAGAGGGAGGAGGCAGCUGAUCUUCUUUGACCCUGAGACACAGAUCCCACAGGAGGAACUGCAGCAGCAGAUCAACACCCCCGGCUUGGAGACCAGAGCACCCAGUCACCCACCGCCCUCUUCUCUCAGGAUGACCCCUGCUGCAGAGCUCUUCAACAUGCCCUGCACCCGUCAGUAACAACACGCCAACUAGACCUCUUAAAUACACCAGUUAAAGGCUGUGAUCACCAACACACACAUUCGCUGGACCCAUAGAUUGAACUUAAACAACGGAAACAUCCACGCUAUUGCCAAUUAACUGUUAUUAGUUGUGUGAUGAAUGAGGUCUGGGGAAGAAACAGGUGCCUGUAGUUCACUUAUUAAUGGUAUGGACUCUGGUAAUAGUAAUAAACAUGAUAAUUAUAAUAACUUUAUUUUUAUAGCACUUUUAAAAACACAAGUCUACAAAGUGGUUUGACAAACAGUCAAACAGCGCAGAACAUCAGGACAUGGAAACAAAAACAGUUAAAACAAGGCCUACGAAGUGAAGGCCAGUUUAAUUGUCAUAAGGAACCCAGACAAUACAAGAACCUAACAAAAUAAAAUGAGACCAAAAUAAAAACAAAAAAUAGGUAAUAAAAAUAAAUGUAAUAAAAAAGGGGGGUUGAAAGCAGAAAACAGGUUUGUAAAUGUAAAAAGACAAUAGUAAUAAUGAUAAUAAAAUAAUAACGAAAUAAUAAUGGUAAUAAUAGUAAUGAUAAAAUAGAAUAACAAAAAUGAGCAAGAAAAAAACAAUAAAAUCAAUAAAAAGGCCUAAAAGACAGUAAGCUGAAAAACGAUUGAGGUAAAAGAGAUAAAAGAUGUAGUAUCUUGAAAUGAGACACAUGAACUUAGUAAGUUAAAUACUGCACUGAGGAAAACUGGGUGUUGGAACUAGAAUCUACUUAGACCCUAAUGUAAAUGAAAUUAAAUCUGAUCAUAUUGACAAAUAAAGCACCUUUAGUGUAAAAGGUAAAGCUCUGCAGCAUGAGCGUUACAUCGAUAGAAAAGCAUAGAACGAGUCAAAAGAUUUUAUGACGCUCUUUAGUGUCACGCUGUGAGAUAUUUGACCUCAGCAUGGUUCACAUAUUGACGAGCGAUGUCAGUCUAAAGCCAUGUUAGCAGCUUUAUGACAAGACUUCCUGCUGUCAAACACAAAAUACAUCUGAGGUUGGUGGGAACGUCGGUCAUUUCCAGUAACCAAAUCAUGAACCGUGUUUGAUUCAGUGCUGCAGCUUAUGUAUUAUGAAACAGGAGCAGAGAAAAACUAUCUGACAGAUUGACGCUGCCAUGUGUUCAGCAAUGCCACCAGAGUAUCUAAAUAUACACUUUGAAAUGCCGACACAUUUAUGGAGAUUAAUUCAUUUAAUUACUGAAAACAAAUGGCUCAGAUACUGGCACCAGGAGUAUGUGAUGUACAGCCGCUAUGCCAGGUACUAAUAAACUCUUACUAAGGACUGCAUCAGUACAGACUUCAGGCUGUGGGUUGAUGUUUUGUUUGGACAACAGCAGCCUGACAGUCAUGAUACACCACCCUGCUUUUCCUUGGGUCAAGCAAUGACUAAGAGUGUCACCAUAGAUACCAUAAACACUAGUAAUCCACGAAAUAAUCCAAUCAGACAGGAAUACUAUUAUGUAAUUGUGUUCCCAUAAACACAGGAGAACACCCGUCUCCCUGUGUUACACUGUGAAAAUGAUUAUUUGUGCCGUCAACUAAUCCUGCAGAUUUCCUGUUGACGGUGAAAAAGGUUGUUGAUUUCUCAGUGAUAUAAUUCGGUUAUACGGAGAUGAUUGGCAGAGCAGCUAUUUUUACACAACUUGUUUUCUGCACCCUUUUUUUGAAAAAAUAAUCCACAGAGCUAUUUCUCCCCUGCAGCGUUGCCUCCAGAAGUGCUGUUACUAUGGAGACGAGCUGCUACUGUCAGGUCUGUCUCAGGCUCAGACCUGCAGGUCGGGGAGAGAGGGCCAGAGUCCACCGACACUGAGAGAGAAGGACAGCCAGAGACGGUGGAGGCUGCUGAGACAGAGCAAGAGAGACUUGGACUCAGCCCCAGGGAGGUGCGCAAUUGUGUGUUUGUUUGUGAGUCAAAUAUAGGGGUUGCAAAAUUAUGGGAAUUUUCUAAGUUGGAAACCUUCCAUGGGAAUUAAUGGGAAUAAACCUGAAAUUUACAAAAUUGAAGGUUGGCCCUCAACAGGGAACUAAAAUAUAGUCGGGGAAAAUAAUCUUGGCGAAAACAACCAGAUUUGUUGCAAGAACACUCCUCAAUCACAUAAACACAGCACACUGCUUUCUGCACUUUUGAGCCCACAGACUAUAUAAAGUCAAGUAAGUUUUGAUGAUAUUAUGGGGUAAAUAUAUUUGAUCUAUAGUAGUAUUAAUAAUUAACUUGCAAAAAUUAAAUAAAAAUAGGUGCUAAAUGUAAGCUAAUUUUCAUUUUAUUGGCCAUUUAAGGGGCUAGCUUAUUAUGGUGGUGGUACCUACCUCAAAUGUAAUGCUGUUCCUUCUGACUCCUGCAAGACGGUUUUCUUUAACCAUACAAUGAUUUAUAUAUCAAUAAUCAAAUAUUUUGAAGACCAUUCCAGUUGUUUAGCCAACUAUAUUUCUGUUCAUGCCAUUGCAUUAAUGUUUUUACAAGUUUUUUUUGUUAUCUUAUUCUACAGAAAAAUGCCAAGUUCACCAUCUGAUGUGUGUCAUGUUUUUUAAUUGUAUUAUUUUGCAUGGAUGUCUGCUUAUGACAAAACAAAAAUAUUUACAUUUAUGUUUGGAUAUGAUACAGUUUGUUUAAAUUAACCCCAAUUUCCAGUUAAUUCCCAUAAAUUCCCAUAAUUCCCAUGGAAAGUUUCCAACUUGGAAUAUUUCCAAAAUUCCCCAGCUUCACUUCCCGUGGAAAAUUUCUGCAAAAUUUACCAGAAAUUUUCCACCCCUUUGCGACCCUAUAGUCAAAUAUGUAAAUCCUUUAAGAAGAACCUGACUGUGUGUGUCUGUUUUUGAAAACAGGUCCCCAGAGACGCGGCAGAGUCAGAGAUGUUUGAUAUUUCAGGUAAACUCCGGUAUAAAUAAAGAGAGAGUAUUAACUUGGGAGCAGCUGGCUGAAGGUGACUGGUUGUCAAUGUGUUCCUACUGCAGUUGCAUUCAGCCAGGGUCAAAGGUCGGGGUUAGGCAUGUAUCGCUUAUGGUUGAGGGUUAGGGCAAGCCUCUUGAGAAUGAAUAUGAGUCGGUGGCUUCAAAUGUGUGUGUGUGUGUCUGUGUGUGUGUGUGUGUGUGUGUGUGUUUUCAGCCCAUGGUUCACUGCCACUGGAGAUCUCUGAUCAAAGAGAAAUGUCUCGAGAAAUUUCCCCGCUGUACACCUCUGAGAGAGAAGGGUAUGUAGCUUACAUAUGGGAAGCUGUGUGAAGUAUAUGGUUUCCAGUGUUCUUAUAUAGAUGUGUGUGUUGGCAGGAGCCCUGUCUCCAGGUCCGUCUCUGCACUACAGGACAUCCCGGAGGUCCCGGAUGAAGUGCAUCAAAGAGCUACAGCAGAGUCUCCCGGGUAACACCAGUGAACGCCACAUUAGAGCUAACCAGCUGAAACUCUGAACAGAAAAGUUAUUGCUUCUAUUUUUUAGAACAGUUGUCGAGGUUUUAUGUGUGUCUGUGUGUGUCUGUAGAUUGCUGCCGGAGUUGACCAGAGCGACACCUGUGCUUUUUCAGUCUCUUCUGCCGCCAGACUCUGACCGCCGAGCUGUCAGCAACAUUUUUCAGAGGCUGCUGGGUGAGGCUUUAGUUUCAGUUAUCGAUGAACACUCCCGUCAGUCACGAUGAAACUGUGUUAAUGUUACAGCAUCAACACCGCAGGAACGCUCAAAGCAAUAUGCAGUCUGUAGGCGUGAGUGGCUGUGAGUGUAGGAGAGAGUCAGGUCUAUGACAACAUUAACUGUCACUAAUAGAAACUUUACUAGGGCGCCAAGUGAUGAAGAGUAAGAAGGACCGAUUACAAGCAGAGGGGUACUGGAACAAACUUUUCUCGUUGUUUUCCAUCAGGUAGAUUUAAGCUAAGUCUUCUUAAAUUAUCUACCUGGGUGGUGUUUUGACUUUAAAGCAUAAUUCGAUGCAAACUAACUGCUUAAAGGUCCAGCAUAGUCUCUCAGUGUAGGACUACAGCUGUGCAGUAACUUUCACUGUGGGGAGUUUGGGGGGUUACAAGACCCACCACUAACAUCACAAAGGUUUUUGGACUUUUGAUGGACAUCACUCCACCUUUAAUCCAAACAAAGACUGGUAGAAAGUCAAUGCAGUGCCACUUAAAGGGAUAUUCCAGCAUAAAAUUAAUUUAGGGUGAAACACACCGUAACACCGAGUUAGACACCCCCUCAAGAGAUUAAUGUUGAAAACUGCUUGCUUCUCUAAUUAUACCAACUUUCGUAACGACCACACGAAAGCAAAUAUCCCUUUAAGGUUUUCUUUCUGACACAUGACUUUGUGGACAUGCAGAUUUUUCUCAAUAAGAACCAAUAAGUGGGCAAAAAUCUGAACACUGCAAGUCAGAAAUAUUUUUUGUUCAGUUCCCUUCAUGCAGUAAUCUUAGAUGUUAUAGUUUGAGCCUCACUCUAAAUGACUAUUUGUGCACAGAGAAUAUUUUUGAGCCUGCUCUGCAUGUUGAUAUUCAGGGUUUUAAACAUUUGCAUGCCUCUAUAUAUUUUGUAGCUUUGCAACACACUCAGUUAUAGCUAUUAUGAUGCAGAAGCAAAUUCAGGACUGAAGGAAAACAGCAUGUUGUUGUCAGAGGAAAAAUCUAGUUUUUUUUUUCAAACAGUAACUGAUGAUAAAUCCCAACAUUCCCAACGUGAAUCACUGUAAAUAGUUGGAAUUGUCCUUCCCUGUUUUGAAUGAAGCUAAUUCAAACAAUCUUAGCCACAGUUGUAUUAACAUUUUAACCACUACAGUGCCUUCAAAAAGUAUUCAUACCCCUUGAACUUUUUCACAUUUGUCACUCUACAACCACAAACUUAAAAGUAUUUUAUUGAGAUUUUUUGUCAUAAUAAAAUCUCAAUAAAAUACUUUUUUAAGGCACUGUAUGUAAAUCACAGACGGGGUCUCAGUCGUGUUUAUACUGGUUUCUAUUAAUAAAGGAAAAAAACGCAUAAAGCAUGUUUAAAGUUUUUCUCUACACUGAACUUUACGUGUUUCUUGUUUGUAGAAAUGUUAUCGGCCAAUAUGCUUCGUGUGGAGCAGAAUGAGCCUUAUGGUGACAUAUGGAUUUUAUCUGGACCCGGCUUUGAGGAAGCACUCCUGACUGGGAUACAAACAAGGUCACCUCAGUCCCCAUGAGCCUUCAAAACAAACAUGAAUGUUCAGUCUGAUAAAGAAAUGUUUGUUUUUUUUGACAUUUUCUGUGUUGACGAAGACGUCAUAAAAGUCGGAUUAGUUUUUUUACCGAACACUCAAAGUGGCGUGUUUAAAACGAUUGAGGUUAUAUAGAUUUUAACUGUUUUUUCAUGAUGUUUUAUGACAUUUUUAUUCCAGAAUUCGUGUUUUAUAGAAGUGGUUUAUUUUCCUACAGGGACCAACAGACUUAUGAACUGUUUGAGAUUUCAGAUUUGUAUUUUAACUGUUUUAUUGAGAAGUUUUUAAAGCGUUGUUCGUUAUCCUGUGCUGAAAAAAUUCACAGCUGUGUUUCAGGUAUCUGUCCCUUUGAACAUGAACUACAAAAUAAAAGUUCUAUAAAAAUUCA
Xyrichtys novacula (pearly razorfish) is the source of this 10840-nucleotide messenger RNA. NCBI's taxonomy places the organism in Eukaryota, Metazoa, Chordata, Actinopteri, Labriformes, Labridae. The record is from the annotation of a GenBank genome assembly.